This is a messenger RNA of Bufo gargarizans (Asiatic toad), 2560 nucleotides long. It is a transcript of the gene C11H14orf180, whose product is annotated as chromosome 11 C14orf180 homolog. The transcript is spliced from 3 exons. NCBI's taxonomy places the organism in Eukaryota, Metazoa, Chordata, Amphibia, Anura, Bufonidae. The record is from RefSeq and is a predicted model, not a curated record. Bases 60 to 410 code for a protein of 116 amino acids.
UUGGGUAUUAUCUAGAAGUUCUUGGCAGUUCUCCUCAUUGGACCCUGGUGCUGGAUACCAUGUCAGAAAAAGGAAUGACCCUGGCCAACUUCUCUUCCAAAAUGCCUCCAUCUAUACUAAGAAGGCGGACGGUGGAUCGAGGGGACGAUGGUGCACAGCACAAGUCUGAACGAAGGGUGCGCUUCAGGGACCCAGAGGCCAGCUACAUCUAUGCCAGCCAGCAUUGUCCUAGCAGUAUCCAGCUCCCCCUCAUCAUUGGUGUUUGUAUUUUCAUGAUCAUGGGACUGAUUCUAUAUUGUCAUCAUUUCCAGCUGGGUUCCAACACAUUCAACUCAAGCUUUGUAGUCUUCAUUCUCCGUCUGAAGCACAAUGCAGCAAUUUGCUGGAAUUUGUUAAAGAAGCAACAAUAAAACAAUGGAGGAACAUAAGAACAAUGUGGCAAGAUGACAAAAAGUUCUUCCGUACAGCUGGAGAGUUUUGCAACGCUGAAUCAAAUGUGACUGUAAUACGUAAGACAUCACUUUUAUUAUGGAAUGAGGUCAAGAAAUAUUCAUUCCAAGGCUUCAAAAUGGACCCAAUAAGGUCGCCAAUCCAUGAAUGGAUGUUUGGAAAAGGUGAAAGGAAGAGAGACCAGCAACAAGUUGGAUGGAAGCAGUUGCAGAAAUCUUGAACCUCAUUGAGAAGCCUGGAGACCCUACAAAAUAGGAAAGUCUGGAGAACAUUAAUAUAUGGCGACCAAGAUAUGAAACCAAAUAGGUUUUAGGUUUUUAGCUACAUGACGGGGGGGUUCUCAUCCAUCAUCUAGGCCUAGGAUAGGUGAUGAACAUUAGAUCACUGGUAUGGGCGAACCCAGUUCCCUGUUCUUCCUCACUAGGAACAGGGGUAUGUCUGCUUUCAUCUAGAAACAGCACUAGACCUGUCCAUGAGUUGUUGAAGCUCAACUCCAUUCAAAUGAAUGAUGCUGAGCUCCAAUACCAAACACACCCCUGUGAACAGAUGUGGUGCUGUUUCUAGAGGAAAGCAGUCAUGUUUUUCUAAUUCUGUCCACCUCAUUAGAGGGGUUAUCCAACUUUUUUUCAGACCUUAUAGAGUGGCCGGACCUGCGGUGUUGAUCAUUAGGGUUCAGCAAAGAGCGUUUUCGGUCAUAGAGCCGAAGUUGCUUUGUUCAAAACUUCAUUUGAAUGCUGUACGGAGACCAGUCUCUGUACAGCAUUCAAAUGUAUGAGCUACAUGGAGAUGAAAUUCGUUAAGUCUGAAGUGUCGCGAGACUUAUGGGAAGAACUUUGACAUUUGAUUGUACAACUUGAAAACCAUUUUAAAACUGCAAUCCAAAGUCGUCUUCGGUAUGGAGUUACCAGUUAUAGUCUUGCCAGACUUCGGACUUAACAAAUUUCACCUCCACGUAGCCUAUAUUGGUCUCCAUACAGCAUUCAAAUGAAGUUUUGAACUAAGCGACUUUGAAUCUCUCGACAGCAACAUCCUGAUGGGGCAUGUGACUGCUGCAGCCAAUGACCAGCCUAAGCGGUGACGUGUCACCCAUGUGGCACUUCACCAGGUCGUGUGCUGCAUGGAUGACCGGUCACCGCUGAUGCCAAUACAGAAAGGGAGCUGCAGAGCCAGUGGUGGAGCUGGAACCCAGAAGGAGGGACCAGGUAAGUAUGAUCACCACAGCGGGGCCUGACCUCUCUGUGAGGUCUGAAAAAAAGUUGGAUAACACCUUUAAGCUCAGGUUUGGAUUUCCCUAUAUAUUCCAGGCAGAACGGAGGAGUGAGGUCCUUGUACUAGUGAACAGUGAUGAUAGAUGUUAGAUCACAAGGGCUCCACCACUGAGGACUCCCAGCAAUUAGCACCUAUGCAGUGAAAAUAUAAAGGUGGAAGUCUUUCAAAAGAAAAAUCUAUAGACAAACAAUAAGACACUGGCAUAACCAUAUCAUAUUGGAGUACAUGACAAAGAGGACCAAAAAAUGGUUAAGAGAAGGAAUAAAAAAUAAAUAAAAUAGAGGUAAGUAGAGAGGAGUGGAACCAGGAAUGGUAGGAUAAUGCAGACCAAAGCUUGGAAAACCACCACUAGAUAACUCGUUUAAUCUGAAGAGACCAGGGGGUCAUUUAUUAAAGACCAGUGAUAUUCCUUGUGCCACCGAAGGAUGCCCCCAAUUUAAAUUAGGUCCUUUCUCCGGCUGUCCAAGUGCCUAGACUGAAAUCUACUCCAGCCACACCACAUCCCACAAUCCAUUUUCAGAAAGUGGCAAGAGGGUCAUAGAAUUGCCUAUUUGUUUUGGCUAAAAAAAAAUUUUUUAAAUUGGUCUUUAUUAACAGUUUUGCCUCUAUGGCUUUUGUUUUUCACUGCAUCUGCAGAUAGUUGUUUUUUCUUCUUCUCAGUGAAUCCAUCAGAGAGCUGCUUUAAUUGCUUGAUCUUUAUCUCUUAUAUUUACUUUCCUAAUAAGAAUUUAGUUCUCUGACAGAUCAUAGUGAUGGACGAACAUCGGCCGGGACGUUUCGCGAAUGUGAGUUCGCGAUCAAAUGUUCGCAAACUGCGCAUUCGCUGUAUUGACUUUAAUGG